AUGUCCAUCCAUCACCGUGGCCUCGUCAGACCAUUAUUUCUGAUAUCUCAUCUCAUUUACCCGAUCCCCGGCCUCCACAAACCCGAUACUUCGAGCCCUCAGACCUUCCUCUGGACUUGCAACUGCUUCUCACCUCUUGGAAUCACCCACGGAAAGAGGUACGCUACCCUGCCGCCCGCCAUGGCCCAAUCGACCGCCCACCGCCGGCUGCUCAUGGAGUAUCGCGCCCUGACCAACAACCCCCCGGACGGCAUCACCGCCGGCCCCGUGUCCGAGGACGACAUGCUGCAGUGGGAGGCGCUGAUCGAGGGCCCCGAGGGCACGCCGUUCGAGGGCGGCGUCUUCCCCGCCGAGCUCAAGUUCCCCAAGGACUACCCGCUGUCGCCGCCGAGCAUGAAGUUCCUGGGCGAGAUCUUCCACCCGAAUGUAUACCCCAGCGGCCUGGUCUGCAUCUCGAUCCUGCACCCGGCCGGCGACGACCCGAACCACUACGAGCAGGCCUCGGAGCGGUGGAGCCCCAUCCAGUCGGUCGAGAAGAUCCUGAUCUCGGUUAUGAGCAUGCUGGCGGAGCCGAACGACGAGAGCCCGGCCAACGUCGAGGCCGCCAAGAUGUGGCGCGAGCGCCGGCCCGAGUACGAGAAGAAGGUGCGCGACAGUGUGCGUAGGAUGCUGGGGCUGUGA
Molecule: messenger RNA, 681 nt
Organism: Neoarthrinium moseri
Lineage: Eukaryota; Fungi; Ascomycota; Sordariomycetes; Amphisphaeriales; Apiosporaceae
Exons: 2
Coding region: 1-681 (226 amino acids)
Cellular component (GO): endoplasmic reticulum; cytosol
Source: RefSeq, a predicted model, not a curated record